Molecule: messenger RNA, 3116 nt
Organism: Macadamia integrifolia
Lineage: Eukaryota; Viridiplantae; Streptophyta; Magnoliopsida; Proteales; Proteaceae
Product: acyltransferase-like protein At3g26840, chloroplastic
Exons: 15
Coding region: 272-2749 (825 amino acids)
Cellular component (GO): membrane
Source: RefSeq, a predicted model, not a curated record
CGGAGGAGACCUACGAACGCGGAUUCAGAAACACAAAAUGAGAAGCCACUAGCCACAGAGACGCAGAGAGAGAGAGAGAGAGAGAGAGAGAGAGAGAGAGAGGGGAAAGAGGGACAGAGAGGAUUUUGUCUCUAUAUCCCAGUCUCACCAAAGUCAGGACUCGGGAGUCGGAAUUCAGGCGGGAUAGACACAUAUCAAGAAAGAAUUGUAUAGAAAUUAAAAAAAGAAAACAGAGAAGCUGUAGGUUGGAUCGUUUAAUUUCUGUGAGAUCAUGGUGGCCGUAGGAGUAAAUCUCAUCCAAGUGAGUACUAGUAGUAAUAAUCUAUAUGUGUCUUCCCCGGUUUCUCUUCGUCGCCCGAAGCUCUCGUCGUCAGUCGCCGGGAAACGCAAAGCGAUAAGGAUACGGGCGGAGGCAUCAAUCACGGAGUCGUCAGUGGAGAAAGAUCCCAACUCUCUCUCAGAAUCAGACUACUCCUCUUCUUCGGAUUCAGGCGUCUCAGACAACGGGAGGAGCGUAUUAGGGAGUGUGGAUAAGAAGAAAAAGAAUUACAAAUCUGAAAUUGGAGUAACCAAGAUGCCUUUGGACAACGAGAUAGAGAAGGAACGGCGGUUGAGCAUAGAGGAUUACUUGGAAGGGACGAAGGAUCUAAUAAGCAGGAAGUGGGACGGAGAUGGAAGAGCCCCACCUCCUCGUUGGUUUUCGCCUCUGGAGUGUGCUUCUCGAUUGGACAACUCCCCUCUCCUGUUCUUCUUGCCAGGAUUAAUGGAAGCAUAUCAAGUUAUGGUUAAAAUGGCUGCAAUCUGGUGCAAGUCAUGCUUUCACAGGUUCCUGGGAGCAGUUUACUGUAGUCAGUCCAAGCCUUUGGCAUUUUUAGCACGUGCAGACUUGAACCUGCAUCUUUGCACUGGAAUUGAUGGUGUUGGACUAGGACUCAUUUUGCACCACCAAAGACUAGGGAAGAUUUUUGAUAUAUGGUGCUUGCAUAUACCCGUGAUGAAUCGAACACCAUUUACAGAACUGGUACAACUCAUUGAGAAGACAGUUAAGUCAGAGCAUUCUCGUUCACCAAAUAGACCAAUUUAUCUUGUUGGAGAAUCUCUUGGAGCUUGCCUUGCACUAGCUGUUGCAGCCCUUAAUUCCGAUAUUGAUCUUACACUGAUACUGUCUAAUCCAGGUAAGUCAGAGCAUUCUCGUUCACCAAAUAGACCAAUUUAUCUUGUUGGAGAAUCUCUUGGAGCUUGCCUUGCACUAGCUGUUGCAGCCCUUAAUUCCGAUAUUGAUCUUACACUGAUACUGUCUAAUCCAGCUACAUCAUUCAGACGUUCACAACUGCAAACACUAACUACCUUACUGGAAGUCAUGCCUGAACAGCUUCCCUUUAGCCUCCCUUACAACACGAAAUUAUUUGAAGGUGAUCCCUUGAGGAUGAUGAUGGCUAGUGUGGGAAAAGGACUUCCUUUUCAACAGACAGUUGGAGAAUUGUCAGAGAGUCUUGGUACAUUUUUGCAUUGCCUUUCUGUGCUUCCUGACAUUUUACCUAGAGAAACUCUUCUCUGGAAGCUGCGCAUGAUCAGAUCAGCUUCAUCAUUUGCCAAUUCACGUCUCCAUGCUGUUAAAGCUCAAACAUUAAUUCUUUCCAGUGGAAGGGAUCAGUUGCUUCCAAGUCAAGAGGAAGCUGAAAGGCUUCGUCACACACUGCCUGAUUGCCGAAUACGUAACUUCAAGGACUCUGGUCACACUCUUUUCAUGGAAGAUGGUGUUGAUCUGGUAACUAUUAUUAAAGGUGCUAACUUUUAUCGUCGUACAAGACAUGUCGACCAUGUCCUAGACUAUGUGCCACUGACCCCUUCUGAGUUCAAGGAAGCAUCUAAAUCAUACAGGUGGCUUGACAUAGCUGCUAGCCCUGUUAUGCUCUCAACUUUGGAGAAUGGAAAAAUAGUAAGGAGCCUUGCAGGAAUUCCUUCUGAGGGACCAGUUCUGUUCGUGGGCUAUCACAUGUUAUUGGGAUGGGAAUUGUCUCCACUUGUAUGCAAAAUUUUUUCUGAAAGAAAUAUUCAUGUCCGAGGAGUAGCACAUCCAUUGAUGUGGAAUGAAGCUGAUGGAAUGAUGCAAGACUCAUCCGCAUAUGACACCUACAGAGUUAUGGGGGCUGUUCCCGUCUCAGCAACAAACUUGUACAAACUUUUCGCUACAAAAUCCCAUGUCCUAUUAUACCCAGGAGGUGUACGUGAGGCUCUUCAUCGGAAGGGUGAGGAGUACAAGUUAUUUUGGCCAGAACGCUCAGAAUUUGUCAGGAUGGCUGCUAGAUUUGGGGCAAAAAUCAUACCCUUUGGUGUCGUUGGGGAAGAUGAUGUCUCUGAAGUAGUUCUUGAUUAUGAGGACCUCAUGAAGAUUCCAUACUUCAGAACUCAAAUAAAAGAAUUAAAUAAAGAUGUUGUGAGGUUGAGAACUGAUGUUAAUGGGGAACUUGGAAACCAAGACCUUCACCUCCCAAUAGUUCUCCCCAAGCUCCCGGGCCGCUUUUACUACUUGUUUGGAAAGCCAAUUGAAACAGAAGGGAGAAAAACGGAGCUAAGAGACAAAGAGCAAGCUCAUGAACUGUAUCUAGAGGUGAAGUCAGAAGUUGAGAAUUGCAUUGCUUAUUUGAAAGAGAAGCGAGAAAAGGACCUAUACAGAAAUAUACUGCCCAGGCUAGUUUACCAAGCCACCCAUGGCAUUGAUUCUGAAAUUCCCACAUUUGAACUAUGAAUGGCCCAAUUGAAGCCUGAAGGUGAAUUGAAGCAUAUCUUCUCUGCAACAAUCGAUGGCAUUUUUUCGGUGUACAGAUGGCCUCAUUUGGGGAUCAUGAGGAUCAGACCACAGUUAAUUCAUUCCUUGGAAAUGGGCGUCACCCAAAAGUAAUAGCAGGCAAUCACGUGAUGCUCGAUUACAACUAAAAACUACCCUCAUUCUGUUUCGAAGAAUUUAUUUCAAUUAAUUUAUCGAAUGUUGAAGAGCUUAAAUUGAUGAGGAGAACGCUAUUAUAGCUGCAAUUCUGUAUCUCCAUCCAUCUUGAAGGAAAAGGUCCCUAUAUGACCCCCUAUAUAUAUGCCAUUUGAUGGUGUAUUUUUUUUUU